AUGUAUCGAACGUUAGAAACAUGCAUACAAAUACGACUGGAAACACUAUUAGGCAGAAGUUUGGAUGUAAAUAAUCUUAACAAAUUGAAUUUCCCAUUUCAAAAUCAGAUCAUCACAAGCUUGUUUGAAGGAAUAUUGGCGCUAUUGACCAAUAGUUGGCAUAUUUGGCUCAUAUGUCAUGUUAAAUUACCCACUACUAUGACACCUAAUAAUGUUGCACUUCCAGUACUGAAUAUCGCCGCUCUCAGUUCUUUAUUCUGGAUUAUGAUAUCGAUUAUUUACGAAUGGCCGGAUUUAUGGCAUAAGAAAAGUUUGAUCCAACAAACACCCACAUUUCCAUUUGCUGAAAUACGAGUAUUGUUGCUAAUUUCAAUUGCUAUUCUUAUCAAUUGGUUGUUACUUUAUACAUUAUAUCGAGCAUUCAUCGUAAAUAAGAAUGGUGUAGCAAGGAUGCUUUUGGAAAGUGACGAAAAAUCAACAUAA
This is a messenger RNA of Loa loa (African eye worm), 483 nucleotides long. RefSeq lists its product as hypothetical. The transcript has 4 exons. NCBI's taxonomy places the organism in Eukaryota, Metazoa, Nematoda, Chromadorea, Rhabditida, Onchocercidae. The record is from RefSeq and is a predicted model, not a curated record. Bases 1 to 483 code for a protein of 160 amino acids.